AUGAACAAAAUGAGGGUGAAGUUGGCAACACAACUCUUCAGCCACAGCUUUGCCGUGGCAGCGGAUCAUCUCACUACCAGGGGUGAUGUGCCGGAAGAAUGCAAAAAUUUAAUAGACAUUACACUUUUAUUAGAUAAUAUUUUUGACAGCUUAAAUGUAAGCUCUUUUCACGUGCCAAAUGGCAAAAAGUAUAAAGUACGUUGCGUCAUCGUGCGCGAUGUUUCAACGGAUCGACGGACGAGAGACGAAGCGGGAGGGAGGGUGAUGCGCUGCGUUGUCGAAGCGCCCGCUGCGACGACGGACAGUGAUCCAGAGGAGGAAGCUAGACGAGCGUAA
Messenger RNA from Pieris macdunnoughi, 336 nucleotides. The record is from the annotation of a GenBank genome assembly. NCBI's taxonomy places the organism in Eukaryota, Metazoa, Arthropoda, Insecta, Lepidoptera, Pieridae.